Molecule: messenger RNA, 441 nt
Organism: Penicillium lagena
Lineage: Eukaryota; Fungi; Ascomycota; Eurotiomycetes; Eurotiales; Aspergillaceae
Product: anthrone oxygenase family protein
Exons: 1
Coding region: 1-441 (146 amino acids)
Source: RefSeq, a predicted model, not a curated record
AUGAAUGCUGUUCCGAGUAUUCAACGUUCUUGGCGUGAAGAUCGGCUGCCUACCAUCGUGCUAGUUAAACAGUGGAGGAACUUUUUUGAGGCAGGGAAAGCACAAAAUCCCCCUAUUGCGGCCGCAACUGCAUCGGCGUUCUUCUACCUCGCAUGGUCAGUUAGAAGUGGAGCUCCACUGUUCCGACGAUCUGCUCCACGUAGCUCCAUGUUGUACUCUACGGCCGCGAUUCUGACCUUGGGCAUUGUACCUUUCACCGUGGCUGUCAUGAAACAUACAAACGAGGAGCUGCUUGCAAAGGCAAAAGGAGAUCCACAGUUAUCGCAACAUGCCGAUUUUGAGGUCCAAAGCCUAAUCAGCAAAUGGAUUACUCUUAAUGGCCUUCGAAGCCUUUUUCCCCUAGCAGGAGGUCUCGCGGGUUUGAUAGCCGUGUUAUCGUGA